Labrus mixtus (cuckoo wrasse) is the source of this 3210-nucleotide messenger RNA. Its product is annotated as lysosomal thioesterase PPT2-like. NCBI's taxonomy places the organism in Eukaryota, Metazoa, Chordata, Actinopteri, Labriformes, Labridae. Gene Ontology annotation, cellular component: lysosome. The record is from RefSeq and is a predicted model, not a curated record. Gene Ontology annotation, molecular function: thiolester hydrolase activity. The transcript is spliced from 8 exons. Bases 211 to 1095 code for a protein of 294 amino acids.
AUGGGAUGGCAUAGCCUCAGGACAAACGUGAACUAUCUUUAGAAAGGGGCUUUCAGCAAGGAAGCGCGCACACAUGCUCAUAGUCAACUAAGGAAAGAGAUCAAUAACCAGGCUCCUCAUCACCACAGUUUAAAGGUCACUUUGUGCUCCUUCUAUCGACCCUCCAGCCUGCUCGGCCGGAGGUCUGAUCUGCACUGACCGGGGAGAGAGAUGAAGAGUCCGCAGAACUUCCUGAGAGGAUCACUGGUGUCUCUGCUGCUGCUGCUGCUCACAGGGGUUCACAUCGACGGAUACAAACCUGUCAUCAUCGUGCACGGGCUGUUUGAUGGCCCGAAACAGUUCAAAACGCUUACUCAAUACAUUACAAAGGUGCAUCGCGGCACUGAGGUGAAGGUGAUCAGUUUGUACAACAACAUGGCCAGUCUGAAGCCGAUGUGGAGGCAGGUCCAAGGCUUCAGGAGAUCCAUCGAGUCCAUCAUGCAAGAGUCUCCUGAUGGGGUUCAUCUGCUGUGCUUCUCACAAGGUGGUCUCCUUUGUCGCGCUCUUCUCUCCACAACUCCACACCACAACGUCCACACCUUCAUCUCCCUGUCAUCCCCACAGGCCGGACAGUAUGGAGACACGGAGUAUCUAAAGUGGAUGUUUCCUGAGCAUGUGAAGAAGACAGUGUUUCAUAUCUGCUACAACAGAUUUGGACAGAAAGUGUCUAUUUGUGACUACUGGAGAGACCCACAUCAUAGGUCCCGAUACCUGCAGUACAACACAUUUCUGGCGAUGAUUAACGGCGACAGACCAAACAAGGACAUGAAAGCAUGGAGGGAAAACUUCCUGCGCAUCAAGAAGCUCGUGCUGAUCGGAGGACCAGAUGACGGCGUCAUCACACCGUGGCAGUCAAGCCACUUUGGAUUCUUUGACAGCAACGAAAACAUUUUGGAAAUGAGGAACCAGGAGUUCUACAAGAACGACACGUUUGGGCUGAAGAUGCUGGACGCACGUGGAGACGUGUCGCAGUGCGUUCACUCUGGGGUGAAGCACGUUACCUGGCACUCAAACUUCACAGUGUUUCAGAGCUGCAUGGAGAAAUGGCUCACAUGAAAACAACCCGCUUAGAGAUGUUAAAAAAAAGGUACUAAUCCAACUGAUCAAGACUUUAUGAUGGAAUCGUGUCACUUUCAUGCAUGUGCAAAGAUGUACAGAUGAUUUAUAUUUUAGAAAGAGAAGACAAAAAGCAAUUGUUGACCCAUGAAAAUUGUGCCCAAACAUUUGUGAUCACUUGGAGAAUGGCCCACAGGUCAUCACUUUCCAUACCGUCCCACCGUGAGGUAAACAAUCAUGACCGAGAGAGAAAUGAUGCAUCAAGUAAAGUUAUUGAAUAGAUUGCUAGGGACAGAGAUUUACACUCCCAAGAGGAUGAUUUACAAUAAUGUUGUGAUCUUAAAGGCGAGGCCUAAGAGGAGGAAGUGGACGUAGUAACUGUGAUGUCAGCCACUGAUUUGUGGACGGACAUUUUUAAGCUUUAGGUUCAACAUUAUGGCUGAACAUCAUGCAGGCUUUUUGGAGUCUUAAAUGAACAUUUUUGGAUGACAUGGUAGAUACACAUUGUUACAUCUAUACACCGGUUGUUAGGUCAAAGCGGUAGCCACUGGUCAGUCACAUGUAGCCAUGUCCUGAAGCAGCAUGUCCUACUUUAUUCUCAAUUUUCAAAUUUCUAUUUUUUCUCAAGGGGAUCAGAAUUUACAAACGAACAUCAUGCUGUAUUGAAGAAGUCCAAAAACUAGCAUGUUAGACCCUUAACUAAUGAGGAACAUGUCAACUGUCAUGCCAGUUUCUCAUCUGGUUUCAUUCAGUUCAACUUCUCUUUUCCAAGCAGUAAAGUCGCCCCAUGCUGAAAAGAAAAUGGCUCGUGUAUAGAAUGGACCCGCAGGGAUGGUGCAGUGAGUUGAGUCUUUAAUGAACAUACCCUGUUUUCUCCGCCCCCAAACCUCCAGGAUUAUAGAUUAAAGAACAAAGUGCUGGUUGGCACAGUGUCAUGAAAAAUGUCAGGUAAUAUGAAGAUUUAUUUGCACAAUGUUUGCUGAUGAGCAGGCGCUGUGGGUCUUCACCAUUAAAGAGCCACUAAUGUUUUUUUAUUCAUCAUCAUCAUCAUCAACUUUUAUUAUUAGACUCAAGGUCCAUUUUAAAAGACAUACAAUACAAAAAAUAGACAACACACAUAUACAUAUAGAAUAAAAACAUUCCCGCCUCUUAUAAAAGGCGCUUAUACCAAUGUCUCCAAAGGUAUGACUGGUAGCGUACUGCACUAUAACUUGGGUUCGACAGCAGCAUUAUAAUUACAUUCUUUGAGUCAUUCAAGCGACCGAUAAAUCUGUACAUAAGGUUCCUCAAUAAAGCUUGUAAGGUGUUAACUCCUGCAUUCACAAAUAGCUCACUUGCACUACCCCACCUUGGCUUUCUAAGUAAGAUCCUAAAACAAUCAUUGUCAGCAACCUGAAGUCUGUGCAUACUUGAUUUUUUGAACUUACCCCAUAAGGGGGCAGUACAGUGCAAUAUGCUCUAAAGAGACAUAUCUUUACAUGAUCAGAACACAUAUGACAUUUUCUUGCCAACAUAUUGGCCUGGGCACAUAAUGUACGACACUGUCUAAAAAUGUCGUCAUCAUCAGACAUUUGAUCUGUUAUAAAGUACCCGAGGUAUUUGGCUUUAUAACAAACACAAAGUUCUUCCCCAGAAAGAUAAAAUUGUGGAAAGUGGAGGUCCUUAUCUCCCUUUGCCCUACAUAUCAUCACACUGCUCUUAUUUGAGUGAUAUUGCACAUCAUGUUUGGCACCAUAUUCUGUACACACAUUUAACAACUAUUAUUAAUAUAAAUGAGUUUAAAAAAAGUAACUGCAACCAUAUAACAAUAGCAACACUUAUCGAUGUUUCCUUUCCAUACUUCUUUCCUCCAUGAAGACACAGACGGAAACAGGAGCCUUAUUUGUCUUCCUUGAUGGAGUUCAGUUAGCAAUUUGUUUAAAGUAAAUAUCUCUUAUUUUUAACAUACUGCUUUUGUAAUUUGAUUUUUUUAAUGCUUUUUGGUGCAAGAAAAUGUAUGUGGCUGUGAUGUGAAUGUAUUUGUUUUUAUAUAAAACUUUGAGAAGUCUUUGUGUUCAGAGUUUAUAUUUGAAACCACUUUUAAAUGUUUUAAAUAAAGUCUUCUUGUUUGCUUUA